CCCCUCAGCGCUGAGCCUAAUAAAAGGGAAGAAGGGUUUGGACGGGUAUCGCACUGGCAUUGGCAUUCGAUUCCGUUGCUGAAUAAACGAAGAGUCUUUGUUGUGUUGAGGUUGCUAAGUAGGGUUUUAGUAUCGCCGGAGAGAGAAAGAUGGGAAGAGAAAGAGAGGCAUCGAAACAACAACAGGUUGCUUACACUGUGGAACAGCUUGUUGCCUUCAAUCGAUACAAUCCUGAUAUUCUUCCAGAUCUCGAAAACUACGUCAACGACCAGGUUUCGUCACAAACGUACAGCCUCGAUGCCAAUCUUUGCCUUCUUCGCCUCUAUCAGUUUGAACCUGAGAAAAUGAGUUCCCAGAUUGUUGCCCGCAUAUUGGUUAAGGCUCUCAUGGCAAUGCCAGCUCCGGACUUCAGUCUGUGUCUCUUUUUGAUUCCCGAACGUGUGCAAAUGGAGGAGCAGUUCAAGACUUUGAUUGUUCUGUCUCAUUAUUUGGAGACAGGAAGAUUCCGGCAGUUCUGGGAUGAGGCAGCAAAAAGUCGUCAUAUUGUUGAAGCUGUGCCAGGAUUUGAGCAGGAAAUCCAAGGAUAUGCAAUCCAUGUCCUCUCCUUGACUUACCAAAAGGUUCCUAGAACUGUGCUUGCUGAGGCUAUCAACAUAGAAGGUUUAUCCUUGGACAAAUUCCUCGAACACCAAGUAGCCAACUGUGGUUGGGUUAUUGAGAAAAGCCAAGGCAGAGGUCAACUCAUUGUCCUUCCUAGAAAUGAAUUUAAUGACCCAGCUUUGAAGAAAAACACUGCAGAUAGUGUACCAUUGGAGCACAUUACUCGCAUCUUCCCUAUUCUUAGCUAAUUUUUGUAUCGCAAACUGCAGAUUUUCUUUCCCUGAAGGAGAUAUGUGAAUUUGAGAUUAGUCAUUUUGCAGUCUGUCUGCCUUCCCCUUGGAUGCUUCAAUUUAAGAAUUAGUGGACAGCUAUUUAAGUUUACUCAUGUUUUGUAUACAUGUCUGAAUUUAUUUGCUUUGAUGUGCUUUAUUAUUCGUUGAACAGAUAGCGUUCUCUCUUUACCGUUCCUUUCAAAUUUGCUGACUAGUUAGGACAGGGUUUGUAUUCACAAUAUACAUUUUAGGAGUUGUUAAAGAAGAAAUCCGGAGUUGGGAGUUGAAGGG
Messenger RNA from Abrus precatorius (Indian licorice), 1163 nucleotides. Its product is annotated as eukaryotic translation initiation factor 3 subunit K. Gene Ontology annotation, molecular function: translation initiation factor activity; ribosome binding. Gene Ontology annotation, biological process: regulation of translational initiation. Bases 150 to 848 code for a protein of 232 amino acids. Gene Ontology annotation, cellular component: eukaryotic translation initiation factor 3 complex; cytoplasm. The record is from RefSeq and is a predicted model, not a curated record. Lineage: Eukaryota; Viridiplantae; Streptophyta; Magnoliopsida; Fabales; Fabaceae. The transcript is spliced from 8 exons.